Molecule: messenger RNA, 2313 nt
Organism: Erigeron canadensis
Lineage: Eukaryota; Viridiplantae; Streptophyta; Magnoliopsida; Asterales; Asteraceae
Product: DELLA protein GAI-like
Exons: 1
Coding region: 280-1986 (568 amino acids)
Biological process (GO): regulation of reactive oxygen species metabolic process; salicylic acid mediated signaling pathway; response to ethylene
Cellular component (GO): nucleus
Molecular function (GO): sequence-specific DNA binding; DNA-binding transcription factor activity
Source: RefSeq, a predicted model, not a curated record
ACACAAACUUUUUUAUUUUAUUUUUAUUAUUCUCUUCCUUAUCUCUUCUUUCUCCAGUUCCAUCCAGUGUAUGUUCCUCCCUUGAAGCUUGAGCCCCCCCACCCCAAUAUCAAGAUCCCAACUAUUUACUCAUACUACUACUACUACUACUUUUUACUCCCACACACCCAAUCCAGAUAAUUCAAGUUUCUUCAACCAAUACCAACUAUAUAUAUAUACAUACAUACAUAUAUAUCUAUAUUAAUUUUCUCAAUCUAGAAUAGAUAGAAAUUUACAACCAUGAAAAGAGAUCGUGAGCGCAAAAAAGAUGGAAAAACAAACACAAACCAAAUAUCAACUUCUUCAUCUUUAAUGGGUAAGGAUUUACCUGAUUCUGGUGGUAUGGAUGAGCUAUUGGAAGCAUUGGGCUACAAGGUUAAGUCUACAGACAUGGCUGACGUGGCCCAAAAACUUGAAAGGCUAGAAAUGGUUAUGAAUGAAGAUGGUAUUUUUCAACUUUCUGAUACUGUUCAUUAUAACCCGUCAGAUCUUUCUGGCUGGUAUCAUAACAUGCUAUCAGAGCUUAAUAAUAAUAAUAGCGGUUCAGAUAAUAUUGGUCUGAAUGGUGAAUCUUCGUCUACUACUAUGAUUGAUUUUUCUAAUGGGAAAGAAGGUGAUGGGUUGUUAUUAGAUGACCCGUAUGAUUUACGGGCCAUAGCUGGUGGGGCUAUUUACGGAAAUAAUAAUAAUAGCCCCACUACUGGGAAUGAGUCUCCUUCUGUAUCCAGAAACGGCGGGUUCAAACGGAUGAAAUCCGCCGUUUCUGGAUCUGAAGUUAUUGAUGCUGCACCACCUGAGUCGCCACGCCAAGUGGUGCUAGUCGAUUCACAGGAGGCUGGGAUUCGAUUAGUUCAUACUCUGAUGGCGUGCGCUGAGGCGGUGCAACAAGAAAAUAUGAAACUAGCUGAUGCUUUAGUGAAACACGUGGGACUUCUCGCGGCGGCUCAAGCCGGCGCGAUGGGAAAAGUCGCCACGUAUUUUGCUGGAGCUCUUGCUCAAAGGAUUUAUAAGAUGUAUCCUCAAGAUGGCCUUGAAACUUCAUGUUGGGAAAUUUUACAGAUGCAUUUUUAUGAGAGUUGUCCUUAUCUUAAAUUCGCUCAUUUCACGGCGAAUCAAGCAAUUUUAGAAGCAUUUGCUGGCGCCACACGUGUUCAUGUAGUUGACUUUAGUUUAAACCAAGGGAUGCAAUGGCCAGCGCUUAUGCAAGCGCUAGCCUUGCGAGCCGGUGGUCCACCUGCUUUUCGUUUAACAGGUAUUGGACCACCGCAACCAGAUAAUACAGAUGCUUUACAACAAGUUGGAUGGAAACUAGCCCAACUAGCGGACACUAUAGGGGUUGAAUUUGAAUUUCGUGGAUUUGUGGCUAACUCGUUAGCGGAUAUCGAUGCUAGUAUGCUUGAUAUCCGACCGAGCGAGGUCGAAGUAGUGGCGGUGAACUCGGUUUUCGAGAUGCACCGCCUUCUGGCUCGACCUGGCGCGAUCGAAAAAGUAUUGGAUUCAAUUAAAGCAAUGAAACCGAAAAUUGUCACUCUCGUAGAACAAGAAUCAAACCACAACGGUGCGGUUUUCUUAGACCGGUUUAACGAAUCGUUACAUUACUAUUCAACCAUGUUCGACUCACUGGAAAGCUCGGCGUUGACUCAACCGAUGAGUCAAGAUUUGGUCAUGUCGGAGGUUUAUUUAGGGAGGCAGAUAUGCAACAUAGUGGCCUGUGAAGGGACGGACCGGGUCGAACGACAUGAAAACCUGAGUCAAUGGAGGACUCGGAUGAACUCAACGGGGUUCAGCCCGGUCCAUCUCGGGUCCAACGCCUUCAAACAAGCGAGUAUGUUACUCGCUUUGUUUGCCGACGGGGACGGGUAUAGGGUGGAAGAAAAUGACGGAUGCUUGAUGUUGGGUUGGCAUACAAGACCACUGAUUGCUACAUCUGCUUGGCAGCCGAGUUAGGAAUGAGUCAACUCGGGGAUCAGUCAUGGGUUUGAUAGCGAGUUUGGGCGGUGGAAUGAGGGGACAAUGAUAGAGAGAGUGAGACCCAUAUGAGUCAAAUCAAAGUCUUUUCAUAAUUUACAUUUCAAACACUUAAGUCAGCUUUUUAUUUACUUUUUUCCCACUACUUUUUCUAGUGGUUGUUUGGUCUCUCUUUUUCUUUUUUUACAUGCUUUAAUGGGAGUCAUUUGUACUUUGCUCUAGUUUUGUAGGGCUUAUAUGGCCCAAAUUUAUGUUAAUAUUUUUGCUUUUAGUUGAAUAAAAUUAAGUGAGUUUCUGUUGAUGAAA